Messenger RNA from Lymnaea stagnalis (great pond snail), 3978 nucleotides. Lineage: Eukaryota; Metazoa; Mollusca; Gastropoda; Lymnaeidae. The record is from the annotation of a GenBank genome assembly.
AUGUUUGUAGGAAUCUGGUUUGAUUCACAAAUUGCUCUUCUUUCAUCAUUUGUUGUGCUAAGUUCAGGAUUGUUCAUACUUUGGGAUGGAGACAUUUCACCUGCACAGGCUGGGCUUGUUUUAAUGUAUUCAUCAAAUGUAAGUUAAGCCAUUGACUUUAACAUAAAUGGUUUAAGAGGAGGUUUAAACUUAGACCAUAACUGCAUGCUUUUUUACUAUUAAGAACAGCUAAUUUUAAGCUUUUUUACACUGAAUGUAGAAGCAAAAUAAUAUUUAACAUUAAUUCCAGCAUAUGUGUGUGUGUGUAUUUAAUUAACAACAAAUUUUGUAAUUUACAGAACAGAAUCUGGUUAAAGUUAUAGAAGUACUGGUACCGGUAGUUAAAAAAAAAAAAAGAAUAAUCAUACAUGCAUUUUAUUAUUAGGAUCAUAUAUAGAUUUAUCAAGACCCAGCUUUUUAGUUAAUUUCUAUUAGUAAUACUUUCUGAGUAGAACUAACUUAGUUAGCUCAAAGUUAAUCUUCUUUUAAUCCUUUGACAAUAGUCACUGAAAUUAUGAUCCACCUUCAAAUUGUUAAUAUUUCUUUUCAAUAAUAAAUACCCUGGUACUUGUAUAUAUUUAUAAAAUUUAUAUUUUUAUUUCAUAUUUCAAUUAAUUUUUUAUUUAACGAAGAACUGCAGGCCACUUACUUGAAAAUAAUUUUAAAAUUCUAUGUCAAGUAACCAAUUUAAGUAAAAUUUUAUAAAUAUGUAUAAAUUUUAACUCUCCUAGUUUGUAAACUACUUGGGCUGGUUCAUGACUCAUUCAACUCAUACAGAACAAGAAUUAGUUUCCCUUGAGAGGAUUUUGGAAUUCUCUAGAAAACCAACUGAGGUAAGAAUUUUAAAAUAAAUUUUAUUUGACAUCAAAGUAUAUGGAAUGGUUCAAACUAUUUUGAAUGACAAUACAAUUAUUAUAGGUCUAUAAUUAAUUUUUAUCUGGUUCAUUGCCCUGACAAGCAUAUAUUUUGAUUGAACCAUGUUAGAAAGAAUAUAAUUAUGUAUUAAGAAGCAUUCAAAUAACCAUCUAAUAGGUCAUAAAUUAAACCUAGAUAGCUCAUGCAUGAUUCUGAACUCUGUGGGUUGCCCUUAAUAAUUAGUCCCUGAUUUUUUUGAAGGACACUUCCCCAGCACAUAAAAAAUACAAAUAUUAAUUACAAUGAUAAAUGUUUGUCAAAAGUUGUUCUAAUAAUCCUACAUACAAAAAAUGUCAGUGUUCAUGGGGUAAUUUCUUUUUUUUUUUUAAAGUUAUAUUUGAUUCGUUGAAACAUUUUUAUAAGGAAGGAUCAAGAAAUAAAUAAAAGUUAACAUUUGCAAUGAUUUUCAGGCAGUUUGGGAAAUACCAGAAACAGCACCUUCUGAAGAAUGGCCCCAGAAUGGUCAAGUUACAAUGGAGGAUUAUAAAGCUCGCUACCGGGAAGGCCUUGACCUUGUGCUAAAAGGUGUCACAUGUCAUAUAAAAAGUGGAGAAAAGGUAAUUGGACUGCCAGUUAUUGAACUAUCAUGAAAUGAUUAAAAUGAUUGUUUAUUAUUUCAUAAAGAAACAAAAAAACUGAGUAUUUAAGAAAUAGGGAGAUAUUGGACUUAGUGAGGCUAGGGCCAUUAGCUAAUAUUUUUUUUAAGAGAGGAUAAACAUAAAAUAUCAAUUGCAGAAUUAUUUUUAUUAUGAUUUCAUUAUGACUUCAAAGAUAGUAUGAUCAUAUCCUCAUUGCACUUGAAAUAGUUUCUACAAUAAUUGCCAUAACAAUACUCUUAAAUGAGUGGUUCUUUUUUUAAAUUACAGAUUGGAAUAGUUGGAAGAACAGGAGCAGGUAAAUCUUCACUUGUCAUGGCUUUGUUUAGGAUGAUGGAGGCAACAACUGGACAUAUUGCUGUGGACAACUAUAUCAUAUCCAGUUUGGGAAUUCAUGAUCUUAGACGAAAGCUCACCAUCUUGCCUCAGGUCAAAUUGUUUUUUGAACUAAUUAUUAAAUAAUAUAGUUGUUUCCACCUCUCCCCCCCCCACCACUUUUUAUUUGUUUAAAUAGCGUUAAUAUAAAUUUAUGUUUUAAAAAAAAUCUCUAUUAUUUGGCCUAAGACAUAUUUUUACACCUUUUAACUUUAAUUGUAUGCAUUUUAUAAUUAAUGAAUCGCAAUAAAAUUCUCCACAGUUCUAUUAAACUUCUAAUGUACUAGUUAUUUUUCCUCAUGUAAAAGAGACGCCUGAAAGAAACACCUGUGGCUACUUUGCGAAACGGUUGUCCACCUUGGUCUAGGAAUGAUUAUUCAAUAAUGAUAUGUUUCACAACGUUCAGAUUCAAGUAAAUUAACAUUCAACAACACAAUGUUCUCAUGUAGUGAGCAAAGCUAUCUUACACAUAGCACUCAGCACAAUGUUCUCAUGUAGAUUUUCAUUUUUGUGCUCCAAUAAAAACUUCUUUCAUUGAACGCUCAUGCAGUGCAGAAUCAUAAUUUUAAAAAAAUUUGUAUAGCUUAUAUAAGGUAAACCAUGAACGUAGGUCUCCAGAUCCAGGCAUUUCCCAUGACCCGAAACUCAGAAACACAUCUAUCAAAAAAUAUUUCACAAAUCCAUGAUUACCCACAUUUCACCACUUAUGACACACUACAUCCAAUUACAACAAUAAGGAUAUUUUCUAUAAAAUAACAUUAAAUUGAAUAAAUAUUUCUUUGAUUAGGAUCCUGUGAUCUUUGGAGGUAGUCUAAGAAUGAACAUUGAUCCUCAAGCAGAGAAAUCAAACAGUGAAUUAUUGGAGGUGCUAAAACAAGCUCAUCUGCAGAAAUUUGUUGAAAAUUUACCUGAAAAGUUAGAUCAUCAUUGUGGAGAAAGUGGAAAAAAUCUCAGGUGAUUUCACGCAAUUAAAAGACAUUUUAUAUCAUUUUAUUUUUGCAGUAAUCUUCUGAUUAUUUUAAUUCAAAGUGCUUGAGUAAUUUAAUAUAUAGUAAGAUUAAUUUUUUUGUUGCUUAUUUAAAUUUAAGCGCAGACAAUUAUUUUUUUUUGUAGGAUAUUUUACAGUUCAUUAAACAUUAAAUCUUUGUGUAAUUUGAGUAUGACGAAUAUAUAUGACUUUGUAGAUGUGGAAAAUGUUAUUUGGUAAAAUCUUAUUAAUGUUGAUAAUGUUAUUUUCUAUGAAUUGAUUCAUUUUACAAGUGCUCAAAGCAGAAGCAAAAGAUAGUUGAAAGGCAAUCAAAUCAAAUUUAGAAUGUUAGAUUCAACAAAAUAUACAUGUUUCAUUUUUUUGAAAAGUGUCGGUCAACGCCAGCUUGUGUGUUUGGCCCGAUGUUUGUUGCGAAAGACCAAAGUUCUAGUGUUAGAUGAGGCAACAGCUUCAGUGGACAUUGAGACAGAUGACCUCAUACAGAAGACAAUCUGCAGAGAAUUCAAGGAUUGUACAGUUUUGACCAUAGCUCAUCGACUAAACACUGUAUUGGAAUAUGACAGGUUGGCGAUCUUUCUAAAAUUCUUUGCUUACAUCUCCAAAUUUUGUUGAUGUUAGUACAAGUACAAUCUGAAUUUGCCUAUCAAAAGAAGAUUGUGCAAAUUACUAUUUAGGCUUUGACAGCAUUUGCGUUGAUGCCAAGUACACAGCUAAGUGGUUCAUUAAUUAAGAGGCCUUAACUAAUUUAAAUAAUGCAUGAUUGAUAAUAAUUAGUUCAUUUUACAUCAGAAGCAGAAAUGUGUGCAGUUAGGUUUGUCUGUUUACCGAUUCAUUUAUUAACUUUUCAAUAACUGUCAUGAAGUGAGGGGUAGCAAAAUAUUAGAAGACUACAUUUUUUCCCCCCACAAUCUAUUUCCCUCCAGGAUCCUGGUGAUGGACAAUGGUAUGGUUAAAGAGUUUGACACACCCACCAAUCUGUUAGCUGACAAGGAAUCUUCAUUUUACACCAUGGCCAGAGAUUCUAAUCUUGUCAAGACUUUUUCAGGUCAUAAGUUAAAACAGUGA